GCGGCACCAGCCAGUUGCAUCAAUCCCCAGCGCACGCCUCAACUCUGUCACGGCUGGACUUGCAUGCGCCACGUCGUUACCUCGUAGGCCCUCUACCACGUUCUUGUCGCGCCAUUAGCAACGCUGCGCUACUAGCAACGCUGCGCUAUUACCGGCGCCGUGCAAUCGGCACGGGUGGCAACGCCGCGGUCGCCAGCCAUGUGGAGGGCGGCAGGAGGAGCGCCUGGCUCCCGGGGGCGGGGGGAUUCCCUUCCCGCUGCACCUUCCCGGGGCCAGGGGCGCGCGGAAGCAGAUGGCGUAGCAGACGCGGAUGGCGGGGAAGUUCAGCGUUACGGGCAGGCGGAACGCGGCGGAUGGCAGGAGGCUAGUGGCGGGGCUUAUGGCGCACCGAGUGGCGGGCAAACGUACGGCGACGAGGCCUACGGCGGAACUGGCGGAGGGAGGCAUGGCGGAGGGGGCGGGUUUCCGCCUGCGGAGAUGUACGGAUGGGGAUACGGGGGAGGGGGAGCUGGCGGGUACCGGGGCGGGGAAGAUGGGGGGGGGUAUGGCGGAGGGUAUGGGGAAAGCUACGAGGGAGGAUGCGGAGGUUACAUGGAGGGAGGGGGUGGGCAUGGUGGAACGAUGGGGGCGGGCGGCGGAUUGAUGGGCGAGGAAUGGGGAUAUGCGGAAGGGAGUGGAUGGGGAGCGCGGGAGGGAGGCGGAGCUCAUGAGGGUAUGGCGGGGGACGGUGGGGAAGGCCUGGGGGGCGCUCUGCGCCGACGAGGGGAUGGGAGGAGGCAGCAGGCGCAAGGAGAAGGAGGAGAGGAGGAGGAGACGAAGGGAACGAUCGGGGGAGGUUGGUGGCGGCUGCUUGGGGGAAGGAAGGGCGGGGGUUAUGGCGGGGUGGUCAGAGGAGCAGAUGGAGCGGGUGCGAGAGGCAUGGUGCAGCGCACUGCGUGUGCUGGCCCUGCUGCUCCUGCUCAUGCUGCUGCCGAAUUUUCUCCUGCUGCUGCUUCCGGGGAGGGGGGCGAGCUGGCAAUGGGGCCAAAGUGGGGGGAUGCAGGAGUGGGAGAUGGGGGCACGGUAGGGGCUGGCGCAGGGAGGGAGGGGAGUGCGGGCAGUGGUGAGGCAGCAGGGGUGGCAGCAGCAGGGGCGAGGGCGGCGGUGGUGGACACGGCGGUGCUGGAGCGCGCGGGCAUCAUGACGAGCGGGCUGACCACGGCGGGGUUCAAGGCGCGCAGGAAGGGGCGCCCGCUGGUGCACGGGCGCGAGGGCGGGUACGAUGACGAGGGAUGGAGCCCCGGGCCCGACAGCAGUAGGGUCGUGGGGUGGGGGACUGACGAGCGCGCGAGUGUUACGGGAGGGGAAGGGGGGAGUGCGGAGGGAGAGGAAGUGGAGAGAGUGGAAGGAGCGGAGGGAGAGGCAGGGGAUGAAGGGAGCGCGGACGCAGGGGAGGGGGGGAGUGGGGGCUCGGCAGCAGGAGGGGACGAGGAGGGCAGCAGAGGGGGGAGCGAUGGUGAGGCAGAGGAGGAGACGAGGGAGGGCGAGAGGCAUGAGGAGUCAGCGCAGGAGUGGGGCCCUGCAGCCUCACCAGGCGAGUGGGGACAGUACCCCUCUCACGUGCCUCACUACCAGUACCCCGGGAACCACCACCACCCCGGUGGGCAGUAUGCGCGCCAGCAGCCGCAGCCGCAGCACGCGCAGCAGCAGUGGGGGCAGCAGUACCCCAGCGACCAGCGCCAUGCGCAGGGAGGCCACCCCUCGCCUGCUGCUCACUGCUCAUACCCGCACGACCAGUGGCAGCAGCACGGCCCACACUCGUAUGGCGGCUACAGGGCUUAUCCUGGCGAGGACGGCCCUCUCCCUGCUACGGCCGGUUCUGCUGCUGCCGCUGCCCCCACCCCUGUGUCGCACAGCCCCCUGACAGGCAGUCCUGGCGCCCCCCCCCAUGCACUCCACGCCCCUGCCAGCCAAGGGGCUGGCGCAGGGGGGUGGCGAUGGGAAGGGCCAGGGGCAGGAGAGGGUCUGUGGGGAGCCGUGCCGGCAGGGCAGCAGGGCCGGCUCGCCAGGACUAGGGGGAGGAGGAGCGGGGAAGAGGCUGCGGGGGGCGAAGGCAUGGCGGUGGGCGGUGCAGUGGCACGUGUGGCGGCUGCAGCAGAGGCGCCAACUGUUGCAGGGCGGGCUGGCGGCGCUGGCGCUGCUGCUGCUGGCAGGGGCGCUCGCCUCACUCGCUGUUGGGGGAGAGGGGCGGGAGGAGGGAGGGGCGAGCGAGGGAAGGGUUUACCUCGAGUGGCACUGGGGGGGGCGAGUGUGACGGGGCGGCGGGGAACGGACGUGUAUGAGGCAAUGAGCAAGGGGGAGACGAUGGGCGAGUGGGACAAGGGCCUGGGGCUGCAGGUGGACGUGGGUGCGCUGGGCCGGCACCCGCACAGCACGAAUGUCAGCAGCGACGGGGGCCAGGUGGUGCUCAAGCGCCGGUCAAGGGAGGGCAGCACGGGUUGGGGGCGGGCACGGGAGCGCUACGUGUCGGUGGUGGUGGCGCACGCCAUGCAGACAUGGCCGCGCAUCGACUUCUCCCUCGCCGACGCCUUCCAGUGGCUGGAGUUGGCGCGCUACAGCGGCAUGUCGCACGUGUUUUGGUACGACAUGUCUGACGACCCCCGGGAUAGCAUGGAGGCGGCCUUAAAGCCCUACGAGCGCGAUGGCUUCGUCACCUACCACCACUUCCCCUCGCUCGCUCCCUCCCUGCCCGCCCCCCACCUCGCCAGCCCCCGCGAUCAGGCGCUGCACCACUGCCUCACGGAGCACGGCGCCACCACCGUGUGGCUGCUGCCGCUCACCCCAGUGGACUACCCCUCCGUGCCGUCCGACAUCAAGCCGGGCUUCGCUGACCGCUUCCUGCGUGCCUACGAGGCGCGCCACCCCUCCGCCGCCCAGCUGCUGCUGCAGACGUUCCUGUUCCUGGGGGCUCCACAGAACGCCUCCUCGCCCCUUAUCCAGCGCUACCAGCGCCGCACCAACCAGUCAGACGGCGUUUCGCUGCACCCACAGGCUCGGGUUGUGCCGGUGGUUCGGCCGGACCUGGUGGCCCGGGUGCUGUGGCGCAAUCCGAGCCACCUGCUCAUGACACGUGGCAGCACUAUGGCGUUGCCAGCUGGCGCCAUGCGGGUGAACCGAUUCGCGAGUGCACUGCAGCAGAUGCCAGGCACAGAGCCUUCCACCGACAUGGUUCUGGACGCGUCGCUGCAGCCACUGGUGCCGGAGCUGGCGAUGAUGGUGGAGAGGAGCAAGCAGGCCAGCAGAAUCAAACUCCCCGGUGCUGCUGCACGCAGCACUCUUGGUGGCUUUGGUUGGUUCAGAAGCUGAGCGAGCAGUAGGGACAAGCAUGAAAAACGCUGAAAUAUGAAGCAUGGUUUAUUUUAUUUUCAAUGGAAAUCCGAUUGUUUCCAGACUGCUGUUCGUAAAACCUUAGGCACUGCAACUGUCAUUAGGGCCCCACCUCUGCAAUUGUACCCUCAAGCAGCAAUGUUUGUUCACAAACGAAUCCAUGCCUUGGGCACCUUCAACUUUAGUUUUCCACGUUGGACAGUGUAAUCCGUUUCCUUUUAUAAAGCCCAGAUCCCAAG
Molecule: messenger RNA, 3605 nt
Organism: Closterium sp. NIES-67
Lineage: Eukaryota; Viridiplantae; Streptophyta; Zygnematophyceae; Desmidiales; Closteriaceae
Source: the annotation of a GenBank genome assembly